Molecule: messenger RNA, 903 nt
Organism: Paraglomus brasilianum
Lineage: Eukaryota; Fungi; Glomeromycota; Glomeromycetes; Paraglomerales; Paraglomeraceae
Source: the annotation of a GenBank genome assembly
AUGGAGGCGCACAUUGCAGUCUCUCCUCCUCUCGACGUCUUCAAAAUCACCAACACCGCUCUCCAAUCUCCACCUUCCCCCGUCUCCCAAUCCACAAAACCUACCCUGAAACUCUUGGCUUACUUCUGUCUCUGCCUUGCCCUCCCUUCCCCACUUUGUAAACCGAUGGCUGGAACACGGAACCCACGAACUCCUAACAAUCAACGAAAAAAUCUGCCAGCCAUACCUACCGAUACGGAAAAAGAUAAUGCUGGAAGAGGUAGUAGAAAAGAAAGAGAGGACAUGUAUAUAGGGGGUGGGGAUGGGUAUAAUAGAGAUGCAGAAUCAUCACAGCCUGGAUUGGAUGAUAGCGAAUACGCAAGACAAAAACGAAUGCCAACCUUCAAGAAAGACAGUUCCAGCCCUGCCGGUACGGGCAUUCCCCGACCACCAACAAAGGAUAGCAAUUACGCUUCAUCCACACCUACCACUCGCUACACUCCACACUUGACACCCGCAACACCAACAAAGCACAAGUCUCCGCGCAACAAGAACAAGACCCUGUUUACCCUCCCACGAUUGCUUAAACGACCAAAACCCGCGCCUUCGUCAACGCGUAGUGAUUCCACGACGAAUACACUCCCAAAGCUUCCUGAUCUCAUUCGAACCUCGCCUAUAGCCCAACAGCUUCCAUCAAAUUUCUUUCCGCGAGGAUAUACCUUGGACGACGAUGAAUCAUCUGACGCUCAGACAACGCCCGAUUUGACAAUGGACGAUUUGUAUCAUUUAGUAUUGAACAUGCAGAAAGGGUUCCAGGAAUUGAUGUUGAGGAGAAGUCAAGCGGGUACUGCUGCUAGUGUUAGAAGUGCUACGAGAGAAAUGGACAAGUAUGCCGAUACUGGCAGGUGGUUCCAUAACGAAUAG